AAAAAACUCAUUUCUUGUCAAUAAUACUAGAAGAGAAAAUCUGAAGAUUCCACAGCUAAAAGAAGCAAAGGGGUGUUAAUUUUUUAAAUUAUUAUUAUUAUUAUUAUAUAUAUUUCUGGGUCUACUCUUUUUUUUAUUUUGUUUGUUUAAAUUGUUAUGUAUUUUAAGAGGUGUGAGAUUGACAGGCAGAUCCCACCGAAAUAAAUUAAUAAAUUCACCACACCCCAUCUUCAUAAAAACCCCUUAGAAUUCACCCUCUUUUUUUUUGUUUUUCUUGUGUCAUAUAAUUCAUCAGCUGUAAUUGCUUGGUUUACAGAAGAAAUAGAGGAGGUUGGUUUUUUGCAAUUGAAGCGAUGCUGGGUGUUUCGGGCAUAGUAAGUAGUGAAGGUGGUGGUGAAAAUCCAGAAAGCGGUGGAGGAGCAGGAAGCGGAGGGAGUAGUGAUAUUGGAUUAGGCGGUGGCGGUGGUGGUGGUGGUGGUGGUAGUAGCGGUGGAUUCAUGACGGAAGAUGGAGAAAGAAAUUCAGGUGGAAAUAGAUGGCCAAGACAAGAAACAAUUGCUUUGCUCAAAAUAAGGUCUGAGAUGGAUGUUAUUUUUAGAGACUCAAGUCUUAAAGGACCUUUAUGGGACGAAGUUUCCAGGAAAAUGGCAGACCUUGGGUUUCACAGAAGUUCCAAGAAAUGCAAGGAGAAGUUUGAAAAUGUGUACAAGUAUCACAAGAGAACCAAGGAUGGCCGCGCAUCUAAAGCGGAUGGAAAAAACUACCGGUUUUUCGAGCAAUUGGAAGCCUUGGAGAACAUUACAUCUCAUCAUCAUUCUCUAAUGCCACCGUCUAAUACGCAUCCUCCACCACCUCCAUUGGAAGCUACUCCAAUAAAUAUGGCUAUGCCAAUGGCAUCAUCAAAUGUACAAGUCCCAGCUUCACAAGGUACUAUUCCUCAUCAUGUUACUGUUUCAUCAGCUCCACCAAAUAGCCUUUUUGCUCCUCCUCCUCAUCAUCAAAAUGCUUCCCCCGUGGCACUACCACCGCCAUCACCACAGCCAGCUGUCAAUCCGAUUAAUAAUAUUCCUCAACAAGCUGUGAACGCUUCAGCAAUGUCGUAUUCAACUUCUUCGUCUACUUCCUCGGAUGAGGAUAUACAAAGAAGGCAUAAGAAGAAGAGGAAAUGGAAGGAUUAUUUUGAGAAGUUUACCAAGGAUGUGAUUAAUAAGCAGGAGGAAUCGCAUAGGAGGUUCUUGGAGAAGCUUGAAAAGCGGGAACACGACCGGAUGGUUCGAGAAGAAGCAUGGAAAGUAGAAGAAAUGGGCAGGAUGAAUAGGGAGCAUGAUCUUUUAGUCCAAGAAAGAGCAAUGGCGGCAGCAAAGGAUGCAGCUGUUAUUUCUUUUUUACAAAAGAUAACUGAACAGCAAAACAUCCAAAUUCCAAAUACUAUCAAUGUUGGCCCUCCAUCAGCACAAGUACAAAUACAAUUGCCUGAAAACCCACUACCCGCGCCACCUGUGCCAACACAUUCUCCUCAAAUACAACCGACUGUUACAGCAUCACCAGCUCAACCAGCACCAGUACCAGUACCAUUGCCAGUAACAGUACCAGCAUUAAUACCUGCAUCGUUGUCGCUACCAGUACCAUCCAAGAACAUGGAAUUAGUACCAAAAAGCGAUAACGGAGGUGAUAGUUACAGUCCAGCAAGCUCUUCAAGGUGGCCAAAAGCAGAAGUUGAAGCAUUAAUAAAACUUCGUACAAACUUAGAUGUCAAAUACCAAGAAAACGGACCUAAAGGUCCGCUUUGGGAAGAGAUAUCAUCUGGAAUGAAGAAAAUUGGAUACAAUCGGAAUGCAAAGAGAUGCAAAGAAAAAUGGGAAAACAUCAACAAAUACUUCAAGAAGGUGAAGGAGAGCAACAAAAAACGACCCGAAGAUUCCAAAACUUGCCCAUAUUUCCACCAGCUCGACGCAUUGUACAAGGAGAAAGCCAAAAACCCCGAAACAACAUCUUCAUUCAAUCCUUCCUCCUUCGCUUUAAACCCCGAAAACAACCCAAUGGCUCCCAUCAUGGCUCGUCCAGAACAACAAUGGCCACUUCCACCACACCAUGAAAGUACUACCCGAAUCGACCACGAAAACGAAAGUGAUAACAUGGAUGAAGAUGAUCACGAUGAUGAUGAUGAUGAUAAUGAGGAUGAAGAUGACGAGGAAGAAAAUAAUGCUUAUGAGAUAGUAGCAAACAAGCAACAAUCCUCAAUGGCAGCCGCAAACACCACUACCAGCACCGCAACAACAACCGUUUGAGCUAAAAUUAGCACAGAUCUC
Solanum stenotomum is the source of this 2309-nucleotide messenger RNA. Its product is annotated as trihelix transcription factor DF1-like. Bases 354 to 2288 code for a protein of 644 amino acids. NCBI's taxonomy places the organism in Eukaryota, Viridiplantae, Streptophyta, Magnoliopsida, Solanales, Solanaceae. The transcript has 2 exons. The record is from RefSeq and is a predicted model, not a curated record.